CAUUGUUGGCGUUAAGGUUAAGAUUUAAAAACAAUACUAUGCAAUAUUUGGAAAUCGGUUUGACAAAAUCAACGAAUAAAUUCUGUGGAAAAAAAUAUCAGUAAUUUAACAAUAAUUCAAUAAAUUCAAUUACAAAUAUAUGUUCAGAGAGAAUAAAUAAAUGAAAAUGAUCUUUAAACACAUCACACAAAUGUGUAAAAAUGCAAAAGGCUGUAAUAAGUAUAACAUUUUAAGGCUCACCCCUUCCGCCAUUAAUCAAGUGCACAGAUUUUAUUCACAAUUUCCAUUGAGAAUUCAAAAACCAAGACAAUCCAUUGGCUUUUAUUCAUAUGAGAAAUGCAAUCAGAUACGUUGUGCCAGCAUCAAUGUGGAUAGCACAAUAUCAGAAAACAUUUCAUCAAAAUACAGAGAAUUAGAGGCGAAUUUUAAAUGGCGAGCCGAUCCAGUAAUCACAACACUUGAUCCAAAGAAACUUGAAUCGGUACUACAAGGAGAGGAAAUGCUCGAAUUGAUUGAGCUUUUUAAGAAAAACGGUUAUGAACUUCGCAUUGCCGGUGGUGCCGUCAGAGAUUUGCUAAUGAAUGUCGUACCAGCAGAUGUUGAUUUCGCAACAACUGCAACGCCAAAACAAAUGGUAAAAAUGUUUUGGAAGCAGAAUAUUCGUACGAUCAAUGCGCAUGGUGAAAAAUUCGGAACUGUUACAGCUCUCUUCCCAAAUGAUGUACGCUUUCAAGUGACGUCACUACGGAUUGACGUUCAUACAGAUGGAAGAUAUGCGGAUGUUGAAUUUACAACCGAUUGGUUGCUGGAUGCUCAUCGCCGCGAUUUCACCGUCAAUUCCAUGUUUCUUGGCUUUGAUGGCAAAGUAUACGACUAUUUAUUUGGCUACGAAGAUUUGAAAAAUCGUCGAAUCGUCUUUAUCGGGGAACCAGACAAACGGAUUAAAGAGGACUAUUUACGAAUUAUGAGAUAUUUUCGAUUCUACGGUCGAGUGUCAGAUAGUCCAAAUAAUUUUGAUGCGAACAUCAUCAAAGCAAUUUGUGAAAAUAUUGAUGGUUUGCAGGAUAUCAGUGGACCACGUAUUUGGUGUGAAUUGAGGAAAACGUUAAUUGGAAAGCAUUGCUUUGACAUUUUUGCAAAGAUUAUUGAAUGCGGCGCAAGUCAAUAUAUUGGUCUGCCCGCUUCGGUUAACUGUGAGAAUUUACUCCGUUUGAAGAAAACUUUUGAAACAACAUUCAAAGAUGUUGCCAUCCAUCCGACUACAAUCGUUUCUACAGCACUUAGUUCAAAAGAUGAUGCAAUUCAUUUGAAUACCCGCUUCAAGCCCACAGCAUUUGACCGAGAUCUGGCCAUUUUUCUGGCGGAAAAUAAAACGAAAACGGGUGACAUUGAUGACUUAUUUCACUACCAAAAGUUGUGCAUACCGCAGAAUAAACGUUCGUCUAAAAUCUCAAAAGAGUAUACUCUUGAACUUUUGAAAUAUAACGACAAACGACAAAUCUAUGACCAACUAUUGGAAUGGGAGAUGCCAGAAUUUCCGAUCAACAAACCCAUUUUGUCGAAGCGUGGAUAUAAAGGAACCGUGGCAGAAUUAAUUCUGGAUAAACUGUGUGUCGCUUGGGCCGAUGGUAAAUUUCAAUUAUCAAAGGACGAACUGUUGGAGCAACACCUUACAACCAUCGCAGCAAAAGCUAUCGAAGAGCUGGAGGCUGAAAAAAAGUCAAAAAAAAAUCGAAAAAAAUUUACUGCACGACUGUAGAUUGUAUUUAAGGAAAUAGUUAUUAAAUUUGAUUUUGAAUGCAUUUUUUUUAUUAGUCAAUAAAAAAGAAGAUAAAACUUUGAUUUUUUUUAA
Molecule: messenger RNA, 1852 nt
Organism: Contarinia nasturtii (swede midge)
Lineage: Eukaryota; Metazoa; Arthropoda; Insecta; Diptera; Cecidomyiidae
Product: CCA tRNA nucleotidyltransferase 1, mitochondrial-like
Exons: 5
Coding region: 161-1759 (532 amino acids)
Biological process (GO): RNA processing
Molecular function (GO): nucleotidyltransferase activity; RNA binding
Source: RefSeq, a predicted model, not a curated record